AUGGCUUCUAAUGUACCAGAGCCUUCCAAUGCUGAAGGGAUUUUAUUGCAAGAGAAAGAAGCCUUUAUCCAGCACNUAAAGAAGGAAAGAAAAAAUGCUCUGCAGAAGUUGACCAGGAAAGAGACAGAACUAAAGAACCUGAUGAGUGUGGACCCUGUUGACUGCAACGAGAUUAGUAACCAAGUGGGUUCUUAUCAAGAGAUGCACGCUGUGUGCAUGGGGCUAUGUGACAAGCUCAUACUUGAACUGGAUACAGAACCUGCCAAGGGAAAAGCAGCAACGAAGAGAGAGGAACUCAUUCACAGGAAGCAAGCUAUAGAUAAUCAGCUAAGUGAAUUAUCGCUAGAGGGCCUCAUAUCGGGUAGAGCACCUUCGCUCCAACCAUCUAGGCACACAUCCUCUAGGUCCUCUAGAAAAUCCCAGAGAGAGUCUGAAAUUGCGAGGAGACAGGAGGACCUCGACAACCUAAAGAAAAGCGCUGAACUCGAGUUACGUAAAGUGGCGAUUGAGAAAAAAGUCUUAGAUGCGGAGAUAGAGCUCAAGAAAGCAGAAAGGGAUGCUGCCUCUGAUGAGCUGAGCGAGACGUCUUCUCAUUCGCGGGGAAUACAGGAUGCGCGUCACUUUGCAAGGGCGCCAUCAAGCGCUUCACAGCAUGUUUUGCUGAAUCUUCCGCAGCCGAGUCACACAAGUGAGACGAGAGUGAAAGAGUAUCUCACGGAUCAGAGAAAUCAAGCUGCACCAAUUGAGCCGGUGGAUGGAUAUCGACUGUCUGACCCGUUAAUGGGGCCGGGGCUAUCUCAACGACCACCACCAAGAAGCGGAUUGCCGCCACCAGCACCGUGGCUAGGAAGAGCAAUAGAAGAGGAGCACAGACCAGUUCAAGCUGGUUUCAGCCCUGACAAUCCACCUGUGACGGGAAAGUCUGACCUUGAUUCAUUUUUCAGUGAUCAAGUCCGGGUGGAAUUGGCGAAGUUUGAUGGAGAUAUAUUAGAGUAUUACACGUUCAAAGAUGACUUCAAGGAUCUUAUUGAAACGAAGCCUGGUAGUAAAGCCAUUCGAGACCGUCAAAGGGCAUACGAGGAUGCGUGGACGCGGUUGGAUAAAAAGUACGGUCAGAGGACCAACUUGGUUCGGACGUACUUAAGGGAACUCACGCAAGGCCCAGUCAUAGGAGCUACUGACACGGAUAAGCUGUCUAAUCUAGCCGACCAGAUGCACGUAUGCUACCAUCAUCUCAUGGAUUGGGGAUAUGAGCAAGACCUCAACAACGAGGAUAACGUAUACAAGAUAUAUGCACGACUUCCCGAUAGUGUGAAGGAAAGGUACCUGUACUAUCCGGGGUCUGAUUCCAAGUUUGUGCGAUUGAAGAAAGCGGUGGAGAUGGGAGCAGAGCUGUCUAGGGACAGAUUCUAUGGAGGCCGCUACAACAAGGAUCUUUCUACAAAAAAAGUAUCAAGGGACAAGCCUGUUACUCAGCGUCCAAGGUAUUAUACUAACGCCACACAACAAGGUAGAGACGAAACUAAGAGAGAGAGCAAGAAUACAACAAAACCGUCAUUCAGAGCAAUGAGCUGUACUAUGUGCGGGGAAGAACAUAAGCUAUAUAGCUGCGAUAAAUUCAAGCAGAAGACUGUUUCGGAGCGAAAUGAUUUUGUUAAGGAGAAAAACCUUUGCUUCCGCUGCCUCGGUGUGGGACAUUCUGCUUGGAGUUGCAUGUCACGAUGGAGAUGCCGCGAAUGUAAAGGGAAGCACCAUUAUCUUCUACACCUGGAUAGAGAAAUACAACAGACUGCUGUGACUAAUGGAAGAGAAGACGCAGUCACUUGCCACAACAGACAAGAGGUAGUGGAGAAGAAGAGAGCAAUUCGACGAUUCAAAGUCGUCCCUGUCAAGGUAUGGGGUAACAAUGCUUCUAAGUUUGUACAGACCUACGCGUUUAUGGAUGAUGGAUCGGAUACUAGCUUGUGUACAGCUAGCUUGCUGACAAGACUGGGACUCAAGGGAACCAGAGCGAGCGUGGAUCUUUACACUACAAACUCAGUGAGUAACUUUGAUCGAUUGGUUGAUUCUCUGCACAUACAAGGCAUUGAGGAGCCGGAAUCAUUUAAUCUGGAUGGGGUUCUGGUGUUGGACAACUUGCUGGAUGUCAGUGACAGUAUACCUACAGAGGAAGUUGCAAGUCUUUACCCGCAUCUAAAGGAUUUGAAAUUCCCGAAGCUAAGUCAUUCAAAGGUGGAGCUACUUCUUGGAAACAAUGUGCAUGAAGCAUUCAGACUUAGCGAGCUGCGCUGUGGCAAAAGGGGAGAACCUGAUGGGUUACAUACAGCCUUGGGCUGGACAAUCUUUGGUUCAGACUACCUCAUGGAUGGAGAGAGGGGUAGACAAAGCAUGCAUUUGCAUUUUAUGCACAAGCAGGAACCUGUGGACGACUCGUGUGAGCAGAUGUUGGCCAUUUUCUCUCAGGAUUUUGCGGAUAUGGCGAAGCCACAGAAGACCGAACCAUCAAUUGAAGACAAGCGAGCAAUGGCGACUAUGGAGAAGUCUAUAAAGAAGAUAGAUGGACAUUAUCAGAUCGGAUUACCGUGGAAGAGUAGCAACUCUGUGCUACCAAACAAUCGCAAGAUGGCGAUGCGACGACUGCAAUCCCUCAGGAGACGACUGACAUCGGAUCCGGAGCUGUUUGCCAAGUACAAGGGUAAGAUUAGAGAGUAUGUUGAAAUGGGACAUGCCAGACUUAUACCUCCCAGUGAAAACAAGCUAACAGACAUUACAUGGUACGUACCGCACCAUUGCACAGGACCCAAGUUCCGGGUGGUUUUCGACUGCGCUGCUAAGCUGGGUAAGGUUUCUCUCAACGAUGAGCUGCUACAAGGACCUGACCUUACUAAUAGCCUGGUGGGGGUGCUUUUGCGCUUCCGCCAAGGGAAUAUUGCUUUUGUUGCAGAUAUUAAGGGCAUGUUUCACCAAGUCUUAGUGGAGCCGCGCGACCGGGAUGCCCUUCGAUUCCUGUGGUGGCCCGACGAUGAUCUCAAUGUGGAACCAGUGGAUCAUCAGAUGAACGUUCACAUUUUCGGAGCUACGUCUUCGCCAAGCUGUGCGAGCUACGCCCUGCGGCAGACCGCAGAGGACAAUCUGACUGGAGCUGACGAGACUGUGCUACAAACUGUAAGGCGCAAUUUUUAUGUUGAUGAUUUGUUAAAGUCAUGUGAUUCGGUCCAGGAGGCCGUACAGUUGAUAAACCAGUUAAAUCCAUUGCUUGAGUCCGGAGACCUUGCCUCCUCUGUUCUCAACAUUGACCUACAUGAGCUACCUACUGAUCGUGCUCUUGGCGUGUACUGGAACACAUCGCGUGACUGUUUCGAGGUUAAGGUGAGCAUGCAGGCAAAGCCGCCGACCAGACGCGGAAUGCUGUCUAUGGUAAGUCAGAUUUAUGAUCCAUUAGGCUUUGCUCAACCAUUCAUACUGCCGGCAAGAAAGCUACUACAAGAAGCGUGUCAUGGACACCUAGGAUGGGACGAGGUUGUGACCGAUGAACAUAGGACGAUGUGGGAGAACUGGUUACAAUCCCUGCAUGGACUGGAGGAGAUCACUAUCCCGAGAAGUUUCAAGCAACUGGGUGGCCAGGUACGACAGACUCAACUCCAUGUUUUCUGUGAUGCAAGCAAAAUUGGUUAUGGAGCCGUCGGCUACCUGAGGAUGAAGAAUGCAAGCAACGAUGUGCACUGUUCAUUUGUGAUGGGGAAAUCUAGAGUGGCACCCAUCAAACCAGUUAGUGUACCGAGGCUGGAACUCACUGCAGCUGUUACUGCUGUUAAGCUAUGCAACCUCAUCAAAGACGAACUAGAGUACGAUAUACAAGAAGUGGUGUACUGGACCGAUUCUACAACGGUGCUCCAGUAUAUUCUCAACACAUCAUCGAGGUUCCAGACGUUUGUGGCUAAUCGUUUGGAACUGAUUCACAAUAACUCGAAGCCAAGCCAGUGGAGGCACGUGGACACCAAGCGAAACCCUGCCGACAUUGCAUCAAGAGGAUUGAUGCCCGAUCAGGUCAAUAAGGCUGACCUGUGGUUUAAAGGACCUCCAUUUCUCGUGCAAGAAGAAGAUAGCUGGCCGACCAGACCAAUAAUACUGCCACCGCUGCCUGAGGAUCACCCAGAACUGAAGAAGGUAAAAGUUCAUGCCAUGGUGGAGCGGGAGUCUGGCCUACAGCGACUGUGUCAACGCUAUUCAUCGCUCAUUAAGCUGCAACGAGCUACUGCAUGGUUAAUACGAUUUAAGAAGUACUUACUGUGGAAAUCGUCCAAGGAUCGUGUACUCAAGACAUCUGGAUUCAGGGAGUGUGGAAAUCUGACCUGUAAAGAAUUGGAAGUUGCUCUAACGUCAAUCGUGAGGAUAGUGCAACAAGAUGUGUUUUCAGCGGAGCUAAGAGUACUCCAAAGUAACUCCGACCCUGAAUCUGGAACUUCUACUAGAAAACAAUUGCGGAAGAUACCUGCCAUACAAGCUCUUCAGAAGCUGUGUCCGUUUGUCGUGGAUGGAACUAUGUACGUCGGUGGAAGACUACAGCGAUCAGCCCUCUGUAGGGAUGCGAAGCACCAGAUGAUUUUGCCCGCAAAACACCAUGUUACGGAUCUUAUAAUUGCAAUGUACCAUGAGAAGCAUGGUCAUAGUGGAACGCUACAUGUUCUCUCAGCGACACGGGAGAAAUUUUGGAUACUGAGGGGCCAAGCCUCAGUUCGACGAGUUUUACAGGACUGCAGGAAGUGUCGUUUUUGGAACGCAAAGGUUGGGAAACAGAUGAUGGCACCUCUACCCCUCCCUAGAGUGACAGCAAGAAACCCUCCGUUUACUGCUGUUGGAGUGGACUACAUGGGCCCCAUAUUGGUAAAACUGGGGCGGAGCCAAGUUAAGCGUUAUGCUUGUGUAUUUACGUGUUUAGCCACCAGGGCUAUACACAUUGAAGUGGCGCAAUCAUUAGAUACGAGCGCAUUUAUUGAUGCUUAUCGACGUUUUAUUAAUCGCAGGAUCGGAAACCCAAAACAGAUCUUUAGUGACAACGGCACCAACUUCGUCGGUGCAGAGCGUGAACUCCGUGAGGGAAUCUUACGGUGGAACAAGAGUCAGAUUCACAAAGCGAUGCAACCAGAGGUGGAAUGGCACUUCAACCCCCCUGCUGCAAGCCACCAAGGUGGUGUGUGGGAACGUAUGAUACGGUCCGUUCGGAAGAUCAUACGCUUGCUUGUCGGGGACAAGAUGCUCAACGACUUUGGUUUGCUUACCUUAAUGACAGAAGUUGAACGUAUAUUAAAUGACCGACCGCUCACGCCUGUGAGUGAUGACCCUAAAGACUUACAGUCAUUAACCCCAAGUAUGCUGCUUACAGGUUCAGUGAGUGGCACCUUUUCUCCAGAUGAGUUCGUGAAGGCAGAUGGCUAUCGAAAGUCCUGGCGACUUACUCAACUGCUUGCUGAUCAAUUCUGGGAUCGCUGGCUCAAGGAGUAUCUGCCACUGCUGCAACUUCGACAAAAGUGGUUGCAGAGAACCGACAGCUUUGCUGUCAAUGACGUCGUCCUCAUUAAGGACGAGAAUGUCAAACGUGGACAAUGGCCGAAAGGAAUAAUCGUGCGAUGUUAUCCGGAUCGAGAUGGGACGGUACGACGAGUGCGUGUACGAACUGCAACUGCAGUGAUGGAUCGAGACAUUCGUAAACUGUGCUUACUAGAAGCACACCCAUAG
Messenger RNA from Ciona intestinalis (vase tunicate), 5736 nucleotides. NCBI's taxonomy places the organism in Eukaryota, Metazoa, Chordata, Ascidiacea, Phlebobranchia, Cionidae. The record is from RefSeq and is a predicted model, not a curated record.